This is a messenger RNA of Vanrija pseudolonga, 1260 nucleotides long. RefSeq lists its product as uncharacterized. The coding region runs from base 214 to 1218 and encodes 334 amino acids. The record is from RefSeq and is a predicted model, not a curated record. NCBI's taxonomy places the organism in Eukaryota, Fungi, Basidiomycota, Tremellomycetes, Trichosporonales, Trichosporonaceae. The transcript is spliced from 5 exons.
CUCACUACACCUUUCUACGCACAUCUACGCUCCUUGGGCCAUCUCGACACUACGUCUCUGCCAGAGGAUGCCAGCGCGUGCCCCUUCAGCAAGACCAUCAGCUUAGCGAAUCCGUCGAGUGUCGACUUUCACCCACCAGCUUCACUUGAUCACCUCCUUCCACGCUCGCCAUACCCCCUCCGCGACCGCUGGCGGUCCUGAACCCGUCUGAGAAUGGUGUACGCACCACAACGGCGCCAUGCCGUUGCUUCGUUCUCGACCACGACCCAGGCGCUCGCGCUCAUGCAGCAUCUGUACUCGCCAAACACGAUUGUUCUGAUAUUUCGAGUCGUCACCCAGAUGCACAUUCGGGCGCCGGCCGGCCUCCAGCCUGGCAGGUCACUUCUGGGCCUCUUCGUCAUUGUCAGCCUGCCCAACCUUGCGGCUGCCUUCUUUCACCUAUUGGACUUUGCUGGAGGAAUGAACGGCUCGCAAGGUCUUGUGCUUGAUUUUAUCGGUCAAGCAAACCCAGCAUCACUGGUACGGGUCCUUCUCCUCGACCUGGCCAUCUACAUCCUCCAGGUUGCGACCCUCGUCGUGUGCUACAUUACCAACUACUCAUCAACUCUGGGCAAGUCGGAUGUGUUCCCCUACGACGACUUGCUUCUUCCUCCAAGCCAGCCGACGGCAUUGGCAUCAGACGACCUCGACGUCGAGACAGGUGACCAGUUCCGUCAACGACGGUUUGGAAAGGGCCCUCGCUAUCAAAACGUCUCGGCCGACGCGACAGACGUCUGGCUGGAGGACGAUAGCGCUGAUGCCACCGAAGAGCAGCCCUUGCGUAGGACCCCACGCCCUAGGCUCAGCUCCUUCGGAUCCAGCGCCAUUCGCGGGAGGCGGACCGACGUUCCGCUCAUCUUCACAAUAUCUCUGACGCAUCUGUUCAACCUCCUCUUCCGACUUCCUCCACCAACACCACCACCAAGGCUGUUCUCGGGCGGCACGCCGUUGAACACGCCGCCAGUGACUCCUCGAGCAUCCCAGUCAGGGAUCGCGUCGAUCAGCGCUGCUCUGGCCGCGGCGCAGGCUCGGACCGAGGUGCGCCAGAGCACGGCGGCUCAGCGGCUGGCCGAGACGCAGCGGCUCGCCGCCGAAGGCUCUGCGUCCAACGACGACGGCGACCGGGGCGGCUCUGGCCGCAUACCAGGCGACUAUUGGACCACUAGAGUGCAUGGAUAGGGCAUUGUAUUUCUGCAUGGCAUGCCAGAUUGUUAUCACGGA